Messenger RNA from Plodia interpunctella (Indianmeal moth), 6647 nucleotides. RefSeq names its product dyschronic (gene dysc). The coding region runs from base 772 to 3216 and encodes 814 amino acids. Gene Ontology annotation, cellular component: plasma membrane; stereocilia ankle link complex; cilium. The transcript is spliced from 18 exons. NCBI's taxonomy places the organism in Eukaryota, Metazoa, Arthropoda, Insecta, Lepidoptera, Pyralidae. Gene Ontology annotation, molecular function: protein binding. The record is from RefSeq and is a predicted model, not a curated record. Gene Ontology annotation, biological process: rhabdomere development.
GAAGGGAUAUUAGCAUGCACAACCCUCUUCAUCCACCUAUACGUUAUCUUAUUUGGACAGAAAUAGCGUUCAUCUAAAGUGUGAAUGCCAAAGUUCAUCCAAGCUAAUGAGGCGUAAAAGCCUUAAACUUAUCUAGACGUAUUUCCAGCCGUUGACCAUAGCAACACGGGCUUUUGAUCUGCGCCAUUGGGUUCUUAGAAUUUUAGGAUGAAAAUAUUAUUUGUAAUUAAAUUUCAUUACCAGUUCAGAAAUUUUUGCUUGAAUAUAUAAUAAACAUGUAAACCUCAUUCUGACAAACUUUCACGUUUAUAUUGUUGGGCGUCAUCAAUAAAUAGAAGGCUAAUUGAGAGAUCAGCUGAAGAACGAUCAAGGAUGAGCACCGGCCAGCAGUCGCAGCCACCACCGGUUGACAGUUGCUCGGCUGAAAUUUUCAUGGCCAGUGUAUCGAGCGGAGAGCGGGUGCCACACCAGCCGCGCAGUCGCGCCGCGUCGUCCGCCCGAGCGCCUCGCAUGUUCCUCCGCGCUCCAUCAUACCAACACAAUCGCUGAAAGAAAACCUACUCUCGACACCAUCUGAUAACAACAACAACGCUCUUAGACAACUGUCCGUGAGUGUCGCGUGCCAGUGCAGUGCUCGUGCCGCGUGUAAUCUCGCAGAAACCCCCCGGACAUGUGAAAAACAAAGCCUUUGUGACAGCACCGGCCUGAGACAUGUGGUGCGGCAAAAACGAACGUAAAAUGAAAUAAUAAGGGCUCAGGGUGACCCCCGGCAUGAGGUCGGGGGAGGCGGGCGAGGGCUCGGAGCUGGCGGAGUUCGGCGCGCGCUGGCCGCCGCCGUACACGCAGGGCUACGGCUGGGCGCGCUCGGCCACUCCGCAGCACCCGCCGGCGCACCACCUGGCGAGGCACUCACGCUCGCAACAGUGGUUGCAGGACAACCGGCACACGAGCUAUGAAGCGGAGGAUGCGCGAGCUCGGGCGCGGGGAGGGGUGUACUAUUCCCCUCCAGGCACCUCCUACACCAUCGUGGAAAGGCCGGCCUCCUCGCACGGCCACCACGCUUCCUACUCGCAACAUCACUACUCGGGCAAGCUAACCAGGACGCCUUACCUGGGGUCCACCACUAUCGCUAAUAGUACUGCAGGAGCAACAAGUUUGCGGAACAGCACAAACCACCUGAGCGCACCAAAUGGCAAGAAGCGGCCCAUUUCUCCGGAGCAGGUGCUGCGGCUGUUCGGGCAGGGUGGUGCCGCAGCGCUGGGCAAAGCGCUGCCGCCCUCGCACCCCCCUGCGCCGCUGCCCGCCCCGCUGCCCGCUCGGAGACACUCCCCCGCAAGUAGUCCAAGCAGUACUACGCAUCAUGCGAUAUACCGCGGUGGGGAGCGGGAGCGGCCAUACUCGUCGGGAGGCGUCCCGCCGCCGCCGACGGAGCCCGCGACCCGCACGGUCACCAUGAGCCGCGACCCCGCCGACUCGCACGGCUUCGGCAUCUGCGUCAAGGGCGGCAAGGAGGCAGGUGAGCUUGGCGGCGUGGGCGUGUACAUAUCACGGGUGGAAGAGGGUUCGGUGGCGGAGCGCGCGGGCUUGCGGCCCGGGGACUCCAUCCUGCAGGUCAACGGAACGCCCUUCUCUGGCAUCUCGCACGAGGACGCCUUGAAGAUGUUGAAAUCGUGCCGUCAGCUUACGAUGACGGUGCGGACGGCUGGCGCGCUGGUGGGGCGGGCGUCGUGUUCCUGGAUGGACCGGUACGGCCGUCCCGCCUCGCCCCCUCCCCCGCGCGCCACUCGGUCUUCCAGUAAAGACCGUUCAAUUCGCAGGGUGGACCUGUGCAUAGAACCAGGUCAGUCGCUGGGGCUGAUGAUCCGAGGUGGGCUGGAGUACAACCUGGGCAUCUACAUCACGGGGGUGGACAAGGACUCUGUCGCCGACAGAGCUGGCCUUAUGGUCGGAGACCAGAUCUUGGAAGUGAAUGGUCAGUCAUUCGUGGAUGUGACGCACGAUGAGGCGGUGGCGCAAUUGAAGUAUCACAAGAGGAUGUCCCUGUUGGUGCGGGACGUGGGCAAGGUGCCGCACGCCUGUACGGCCUUCGGGGAGAGGGAUGCCGCACCUAGAAUAAGUGGCUGGGGCAAAAGAAGAGGAGCAGCGGCAGUGGCAGUAGAACAGAAAGCAAGGUCAUUACUCCCACAGAGCGACCUGCCCGCGCUCGCGUAUUACAUGGAGGAGUACGCGGCCAGGAGACUCACGCCAGACGCUUUCCUUACAGUCUUGAGGGACCUACUAGAUACGCCGCAAAAGUAUACUCUCCUGACGGAAAUCCGAGAGUUCUUGUUGCCUGAAGACAGGCCACGGUUCGACGAACUAGUUUAUAGGCGCGGCGAGGAAGCGGGGGACCACCACAUUAAGCGAGGAGGUGAGCGCCACAUACUGCCAUCCUCGACGAUGCACGAACUGCAUGACCCGGAGGGGCCGGCGGAGGCGCCCCUGGCGGCAGACCACCGCUCGCCCUCCGAAGACUCCGGCUUGGGCCUGCCGCCGCACGACCACGCUUACAGGAGCGGGCGGGGAUGGCGUGCGGCCGCGGAUGCGCCCCAGCACGAUGACGACCUGGAGCCACCGCACGAGGAAUACGAGGAGGAGGGCCGGCGCUCCCGGAGGCACUCCUCGCCCUGCAACUCCCGGGAGGGCAGCACCACAGCUCUGCACACGCAGCAUUACGACGACGCCGAAUUGGCACACAAGUUAUCACGCAGUUUCGACAUGAAAGAAGAGGGUGGUGCUCUUCUAGAAGAUAGAGGGGGAAUCCGGCGUCACCAGUCGAUGCAGCGGCUGCAGCACGGCGACCCCCAGAUGGACGAGAGCAGAGCCGCACGGGUCGUGCCUGACCAUCACGGGAAUCUGCACAUCAGUGUCAAAAAAACUAAACCUAUACUGGGAAUAGCGAUAGAAGGCGGCGCCAAUACUAAACAUCCGUUACCUAGAAUUAUCAAUAUCCACGAACACGGCGCAGCAUAUGAAGCCGGCGGUCUGGAGGUGGGCCAGCUGAUACUGGCGGUGGACGGCCACCGGGUGGAGGGCAUGCAGCACCAGGAAGUCGCGAGACUCAUAGCUGAAUCGUUCGCGCAGAGAGACAAGCCGGAGAUCGAGUUCCUUGUGGUAGAAGCGAAAAAGUCGAAUCUGGAACCAAAGCCAACAGCGCUGAUUUUUUUGGAGGCCUAACAUCUACUGUCCCUCCCCGCCAGCGACCCCCCGGCCGCGCUGGGCAGCGCGACUCAGGGAGUCGACCUCACCGCGCACACCACGGAAUAGCCAACUCGAACCUGCGGUGUCACAUGCUCUUCUGAAUGCGUCAUCUUUGAUGCUCCUUAGUACCAUGAAGCACGUCUUCUCUGGAGAGGGUUCUUGUAUUACAUCGCACCAUAUUUUUGAAAAAUAUAACAAAAUUCUCCAGUUUUGGUUGAGAGCAUAGUGUAAAAUCUCAUUGCAAAAUUUGUACAAUCAAGGAAUACAGUUUUAAUUUACUUACAUAUUUCAAAAAAGUUUAGAUACAGAGAUAAUUAAUUGUGAAAUGCAUUGCGAUGUAUAAAAAACCUUGAAAUUUUAUAUCAGUGAGAAGACGAGUGUAUUUGGUAUAAGGAGUUCAGUAGAGACGUGUCUCGCUCUACAGGGGAUCAGACCACUGUGUGAAUGAUGGUACUCGUCGUAACAACUAUGAAACUAACGCUGCAACGGGCUGACAUGAGAAUACAGACUGGUGAUUUGACGCAGGUAAACUAAGUAGGCUAUGCGAAAUAAUGGCACAAGGGAGGCAAACUUUCUACAUCUCGAGUAUGUCCAAAAUUUUGAAGAAAUUAGGUUUGAAGCACACUGCCCGAGAGGUUUUUAACAAAUUUCUUAUUAAAUUACGUCCCACUUUUCUAAAGGGAUAUUUCGGGUAGAUUGAAAAAAAAAUUUAUAAAUUAUUUUCUAGAGGUAGAAAUUAAACCAAUUUUACCAGUAGUCAGCGACUGAAUUUUAUAAAAGAAAAUCUCCUACUUUUACCAAUUUGAUAAGUUCAUCAUAAAAAGUCACACGCAUUAAACGAUAUCGAUUAAAUUGUAGAUAGCCUCGGUCGAUUCAAUUCCGUAACUAAUUUAAAUAGAGCUAGAGUUGUAAAGAAAUGACGAUAACAUAGAUCUUACUGUUGAUUUGUGACGAAUUGUGCUAAUAUUCGAUUGGUAAUGGUGCUAUGAAAAGAAUUCAUCUUCAGUAAAGAGUUCCAGUCGCGGGAUCAUGAUCACAUUAGUUUCACUAGCGGUCGAGUAGUGCUUGUUGUCAGCGCGUUAGCAUCCAUGCAGAGAGUUCACUUGCGAUGUCAUCCAUGUGCCAUCCAAUUGGUAGGAAGGUCAGCGUUCAGUUCGGGUCAUCUCAUCCCAGAUCGUUGUAUCGGUGGUAGUUGCAGUCCAUCAUUGUCAUCCGUAGAGCAGAGCUUGCAGCACGACGCGCUCCUAAGCAAGCUGUUUUAUAUAUCUCUCUUUUAUUCACUAGACAUACACUUUCAAAAUCAGGGCACGUAAUGUUCCCAAGUGCACUAUCAGGUCACAGGGGCAUUGAGACGCAGAUUUCCCCCGGCACAAGUUAUGACUUUAUUAGUUUAUAUCUUUUUUAUGAUCUGUAAAUAUAAUAGCAGCUUCUAGUAGUUUAACAUAUUUAUAUAGAGAUUUACAAGUAUUAGGUAUUUACAAUAGGUUUUCUCAGAUUUUCUUCUCCAAAAAGGAUCGUGCGAAAUUUGCGUCUCAUCUCCAGCUUUAAAUAAUAUUAAGAUUUUUUAAAGUUACGAUUCUACCUUCCAUAAAUUUAAUUAUCGAAAUAUGUUUAAGUAGAUUCAAUUUUUUUUCCCGUAUUCUGUUCUUAUAAACCCAGAAAAACAUGGUUGUGCUUGUAAUCAGUUUGCUUAGCGAGGCCAUCAAUGCGCGUCUAACAUGUUCAUUCCAUCAGGUAGCGGUGAGUUUACGAAAUUAUGGCGGAGAGGGAUUUUAGCCCACUCUUUAUUUAUAUAUGCGUAAAUUUUAAGUCAAUGUGUGCAAUAUAGGAAAUCUAAAGUUUUGUUAGAGGAUAGAUUCAAUAUCAUAUUUUCUGCAAUGGUAUUCUAGACAUUACUAAGUGUCGACGAAGAGAUGUCCAAAAAGAUAGCAAGUUGCUGUCUUCGUAAUGUACUAGAAUAGCAUAGAGUAUCUACUUGUUCCGAAAUAUCAAUGUGCGUGUUGCUAGUGCUUUUAAUAUUACCUAUUAAGCUGUAGAUAUUGUACACGUCCCUACAGAAACCAUGUAUAAAAUGUAAAAUGCUGUAACUGAACCUCAUUAUUUCGAAUUAUAUUAACAAGUGACCGUUGUAAAUAUAUAUUAUUAUAUUCAUAAGCUGUAAAUACCAAAUUUGAAUGUAUUGUAAUAUAAAUAUUUAUCAAAGUUAGUGCCAAAAGCAUUUUAAAAUCCAGUCAGGAAUCGCGUGUACAGUAUGGUAAAAGUGAAAACGAGCGGCAUUUACAAAACAAGAGGUUUGAGGCACUGGUCGAUUGCAAUGACCUGUCAGCAUCUGGCCUCAGAUGUACAAUAAUAGUCGUCAAUCAGCUUUCAGACAGAUCAAUGGAACCAGAGACCAUGUUCUUAAUACAAGCUAAUCUCACUACGAAUACGCUUUUUAAAUAUUAGAAUUUGUGAAAAUCGUUAACACAUGUAUUUAAAGUAUUUUUAACACAUUUCAUAGUUACAAAAAUAUAUUUUCAAAUAUCUAGUUACUAAACAGUAAUUAAUUUGUCGCAAACUGUUUCUUGAAGCAUUGUGAAUAUAGUAAGUGUCUAAAACUUAAGUCACAUGGUAAAAUCCGCCUUUUCAUAUUUCAAAUUUUAACAGUUUUAAUUGUUAGAUGACAUUAUAUUGAAAUGAACAGAGUACCUACCUAUGCACUGAAACAACUAUAUUUUGUACGAAUAAUUAUAGUUAAUUUUAACUUAUAUCUAUAGUUAAUAUUAAGUUUGUAUGAUUGUUACACUUAAGUAUGUACCUUUGUAAGGCGCGGCGCAUCACCCAGCCUCUAUUUGAGUCAAUUCAUCCUUUACGUACUAAACACGUCAAACCAAAAGCAAUUUUAAAUGUAGGCAUUAAGAAUUAUUUAAAAGUACUGCAACAAAUUGUUCUAGUUAUUGUUUGUAUUUUCCCCACGAGUUUGACGAUUUGUUUACCAACGGCAUAGGUUCUGCUAACGUUAACAUCGCUAUCGUGUAUCAAUAGGCGCUCUUUUUGGCUGUAAAUUAGAAAAAAUGUCUUGACACUUGACACACGAUUUUGACUUAAUAUUGCAGAAUCGUCACCCAGCUUGAUAUACAAGUUGUAUUCGAACCACGCCCGCGACAACGGCACGUCAUGAUUUCUUCCUAAUAUUAAGCCGUCCACUUAUGUUCGCAUUUACUUCUACUUCACUUUUAAGGUGUGGGAUUCUAACGUUAUAAAAAAGGUAAUCGACCUUAGAUAGUGUUCGAUGUUGGUAAACAUUUCACUGAAAUAAUAUUUAUCGCAAAGUUUAUACUUCGCGCAGGUGUUUCGUUGAGAAGAUCUAUGUUGUAGUCUGUUGUUAAGUUUGUCGUUGAUGACAAAAUAUAUUGUUAUCUAGAUAA